UUGCCACUCCAACUAAUACCAAGAAACAGAUCCAUGGCAAGUCAAUUGAUAUAUCCGUAGCUGAACUCCUCCCCCUUGUCAUCAUCACACUGUGAGCUCAUGUUGAAAUGUUCAUCCUUUGGCAACGUAGAACUGCUCCUUUAUAAGCUGAGGAUGAUCUCGAGUAGCUCAGAGCUUCCAAAACCAUGCCUCCAGAUCAAGCAAGAUGGCAAGGUCUACUCCAGGCUGCUGUCCACGGAGAGCUCCAUGGCCAAUUCUUCCUUUAGAGUCUACUACGGGGUGGCUUCAGGAGCUGUGCCAUUCUUGUGGGAGUCUCAGCCUGGAACGCCCAAGCACACCAUAUCGGUGGCCGACCUGCCUCCUCUCACUCCUCCACCCUCCUACUACUACUGCAACAUCACGGGGAGCAAGAACUCCAGGAGAUCCGCCAAGUCCGGUCUCCUCCAGACCAUACUCCCCAGGCUGGGCUUGGGGAAGCCCCACAGGUCGCCGUCCUCCCCGUCCAUGUCGUUCUCGUCAUCUUCCUCGUUGUCCCUGGCCAAUUCUGUCAGCUCCGGUCAUCGCAGAAGACCCUUGAGCCCAAGGUCGUCCUUCUCAUGGACGGGCGACGGCGAUGAGGAGUCCACUGACGGGUCCCGAGCACCAACACUCUGCUUCGGGGCGAGGCACAGGGCGGCCUCUCCGCGGUGCUCAUGAAGAAGUUGAUGUCGCCGGUCACCGGUAUGUGCGCGCGGCGAACUCUGUGGUGUGAAGUGUUCAUCUUGCCUUGGAAUAAUAAUCUUGGCUUGAAAGUUUGUAUGAGCAGUGAGCACAGCUCAUGCUCUUUCUUUAGAUCUUAGAUCAUCUUUACUCUCUACCACUGUCAUCUUCACUUAGGUUUCAUGUAAUCGUGACAGUAUAAAUUGGAGUCUUGCUGUUUCAAAUGUGAUGGUAAUAGCUUUGUUCACCAUCCAGCUUUGGAAGAACAUGUGGGUUGGUUGUAUCCUAGUGUUGUUGGCGAGGAGCAUACUACUACUUGAAUCAAUG
Messenger RNA from Musa acuminata AAA Group (dessert banana), 1026 nucleotides. RefSeq lists its product as uncharacterized. Bases 100 to 696 code for a protein of 198 amino acids. The transcript has 2 exons. The record is from RefSeq and is a predicted model, not a curated record. Lineage: Eukaryota; Viridiplantae; Streptophyta; Magnoliopsida; Zingiberales; Musaceae.